UUAGCCUGCCUGUCUCUGUUUACCUCUCAGCCCAGCGCUGCUCUGCUGUGGCCAGCUGGACACUCACCACCAUCCUCAGCCUCAUCUUGCCUGUAAAUACCGAUGUAAGCUGCCUGGUCGCCAAUCCUUCGUGGAUUUCCUGCAUCGCUCUGUGCUGGUGACACUGUAGCAAAGUUGUGAUGAAUAAAGAAAUCAUGUCACGCGUGGUGAGGAAGAGGCAGGCGGAUCCUAAGGUGGUCCAGUAUGUGUGGGCGGCCAUCGAGGUCAUUCGCAACCAGAAACAAAUUGCUAACAUGGACAGGAUCUCCAAGUACCUGAGCCGUGUGUUUAGCAUGCACCCUAAGGAGACGGCCAGACAGCUGAGCUUAGCUGUGAAGGACGGCCUGGUGGUGGAGACCUUGACUGUCGGCUGCAAAGGCUCCAAGGCCGGUAUCGAGCAGGAGGGAUACUGGCUGCCCGGGGAUGAGAUGGAUCCAAAAGCCGAAGGAAGCAAGGAGUGGGAGACAGAGAGUCACGACUGGUACUGCUUCGAGUGUCACCUACCGGGCGACGUCCUCACGUGUGACAACUGCUUCCGGGUUUACCACCCCAAGUGUCUGACGGAGGAGUUCAAGCCCAGAGACGGAGGGUCUCACUGGCAGUGUGUCGUCUGCAAGGGAAGUAAAAAGAAGAACCUGAACAAACAGGAGAUGAGUAAAUAUCUGCGCUUCAUCGUGCAGCGUAUGAAGGAAAGGGCAGUGGACCUGAACAAGAAAGGCAAAGACACUAAACACCCCAUGUACAAACGGCUGAUCCACACCGCGCUGGACGUCUCGAACAUCCAGGAGAAUCUGUCUGAAGGAAAAUACAAAACCUUUGAGGAGUUCAAAGCAGACGCUCAGCUCAUCGUUCACAACACGGCCAUCUUAUAUGGAGUUCAAAGUGACCAGGCAGAGAUUGCACGGUUGCUCUUCAGUGACACAUGCCACGAGUUAAAUGAGCUGUUGUUGUGUAAGAACUGUUUCUACCUGUCAAACGCCCGGCCAGACAACUGGUUCUGUUACCCGUGUAGCCCCAGCCAUGAUUUGGUGUGGGCCAAGAUGAAGGGAUUCGGUUAUUGGCCGGCUAAAGUCCUUCAGAGGGAGGACAACCAGGUGGACGUACGCUUCUUCGGACACCAGCAUCAGAGGGCGUGGAUCCCCUCAGACAACAUCCAGGACAUCAGCGUCAGCGUCCAGCAGCUGCAGGUGAAGCGCAGCAAUGGCUGGAAGAAGGCGUGCGAGGAGCUGGAGGUCUACCAGCGCUUUCUGAGAGAGGGACGGUUCUGGAAAACAAAGAUGGAGGAGAGCACCAUGCCACACCAGCAGAGCCAGAGUCAGAGUCAAAGCCAGAGUCAGAGCCAGCGGCCGCAGCAGCAGGAGGGCAGCGGGAGGACGGAGAGGCUGGAGCGGACGGAUGAAGCCGAGUCCAGCAUCUCCUCCACCAGCAACGAGCAGGUCCGACAUCUCAAAGGCAGCCAGGAGCCCAAGGCGAAGAAAAGCCGUCGAUCUCAAAUGGUCGAGCCCAAAGAAGAAGCCAGCGACCCGGAGCCAGAGAUGGAGGCAGUCAGCUCCAGCCAGGAGAUCCCGGUGUCCUCGGCCCCUCAGCAGCCCGAGAAACUGUCAGUGUCCACGCAGACCAAGAAGGCAAACGGAGGGUCGCCUCGCACGCUGCACCGCGGCACUCAGACCAACAGUGACGGAGCCUGCCAGAACAUGUGCCACGAGAAAUACACGAAGGUCUUCAACGACGUUAAGGAGAUGAUGAAGGCCGACAACAAACGGGAGACAGAGCGGGUCGUCAGAGAGGCUCUGGAGAAGCUCCGUGCAGAGAUGGAGGAGGAGAAGCGUCAGGCGGUGAAUAAGGCGGUGGCCGGAGCUCAGGCGGAGAUGGAGAGGAAGUGUAAGCAGGUGAAGGAGAAGUGUAAAGAGGAGUUGGUGGAGGAGGUGAAGAAGCUGGUGGCUCAACACAAGCAGCUCAUCUCCCAAACCAAGAAGAAGCAGUGGUGCUAUAACUGCGAGGAGGAGGCCAUGUACCACUGCUGCUGGAACACCUCAUACUGCUCCAUCAAGUGUCAGCAGGAGCACUGGCACGCCGACCACAAACGGACCUGCCGCAGGAAGAGAUGAACAAGCCCCGCCCCCUCUCACCUUACACAGCCCACCAUUGGCUCUCUCCUCCUGUCAGUCAGUGUCUACAACACACAAUUACACACACAUAAACACACACACGUCCCUCCCGCUUCUCUACUUGCCUUCCUGAACACUUUGUGGACCCGAUAUUUUCUGCGUGAAAAGAGCAGUUUGUCCCCUUUUUUGUUUUUAUUUCUCUUUAUUUAAUGUAACCAUGUUUUGGGUCUUUCUUUCUAUAUUUUUAUUUUAUUUUUCCUCUGAAUUGUGAACAGAUUGCUCGGGAGCAUUUCUCGAAUGGUGUGAUUUUUUUGUGUGUGUGUGGUUUUUUUUUUCCUUUCUUUUUUUUGUUUUUCCUUACUGAAGUGCUAAUUUUGAGCUCGUGUCAGAGGAAUGUUAUUUAAGUGUUUAGUAACAGAUAAGCAUUAAUACUGAUGAGCGUUUUAUUACCUGAAUUUUUAGAAAAAUCACUUUUCUUACUGUAAAUGCAACAAAAACACAUGGUCGAUCUUAAAGAGAAAAAUGAAAACACAACAUGAGAACCAUCGCAGCAUUAAACUAGCUCUGCUUCCAUGGAGAAUUUAAAGGAGAAAAACAAGUAAAUUUGUUGAUAGCAAAUAUGGCUUACAGACGUUAAUAUAUUAUUUUGUAUGGUGGAUGGCACCUUUUAUCAUUUCUACCUAAAAUCUUAUAAUCCUCACAUCACUUAUUGGGAACAGGGUCACAGGUCGGCCUUAAAAAACGUCGACUAAAUAAAUCUUCCAUGUGAUGUUAUUGUAUGCACAUUUUCGGGGUGUUUUUCUUUAAAAUAGUCUGUGAUUUUUAUGAGAUGGAUAUAAAUUAAUUUGUAAUUUGUUCCAAAUUGGAGAAUUGUAUAGCAAUCUUGACUGAGCUGGAUCUGAGAGAGGUUCCUUGACUUGACAGUUUUUCCACUUUUUUGCACAUUUCAUUUUCUAAAAACCCAAAAUGCUUGUAAUAUUGCCAAAAAAUGUGACAUUUUGUUGAACUUAAUCAUAGACUGUAUCUAGGAAGUGAGCGUAACUCGUGCUAAUGCCUUGAAGCCUCACAUUUGACAUUUUGGCUGCUGCAUCUUGUGGUGCCAGAUGUGACCGUAUCUGGAAGAGGUUUCUCACCCGUUUCCUCACCGCUACCCUGAUGGAUGUUGGUAUUGUGGCAGCUUCUAGGUUUUUCCGUUUUAUCUUGUAUUUUGCUUUUAUUAUUACCACAAUUUCAGAAAUAAAAAUGGGCAAUUGGCAGCGGACCUGCUAAAAGCAAACAAAACCAUUACGGAAAUAUUCAAGAAUGUACGGAGGCCUUAAGUGGACAUGCAUCAUUUAAAAGCAAAAUUAUUUAACUACUCCACUUUCAAAUAGUUGCUUAAAGGUCACAUAUUUUACCCCUUUAAGACAAGUUUAUAUCGGUCUCAGAGGUCCCCAAAACAUGCCUGUGAAGUUUGUUGCUAAAAAAACUCUCCAGUAUUGGAUUUUUGCACGUCUAAACAUCCCUCUGUUUCAGCCCUGCUCAGAACGAGCUGUUUCUGUGGCUUUAAACUUUAAUGAGCUGUCUGACUCCACCCCUCGCAGGAAAUGGAUGUGGCUCUCCUUAAUAUUCAGAACAGAUUGCGAUGAAAUGUGAGGCUCUAUUAUCAGUGUUGUCUCACGUUUGGCAGCUUUGCCAUAUGCAGAAAGUCAUCCAUACCAAGUUAAGUGUAAUGUUUGCAUACUAAUAAAUCCACCUUAUGCCAAAGAAUCUCUCUUUCCUUGUAAGUCUUGAAGCUGGCUUUUUAAGUUUGAAUGCUUACAAACCUAUUUUAACUAGCAUUUUAUAAAUAAGCCUCUUUAAUGUAGCCAUGUAUCCACAGCCUAUCGGUAUCAUGACGACAGUUCGAUACACGUACAUGUACUCCAGAAAGAAACAGUUGGCAACAACUGGCUCUAGACACUAGCAGUCAUAUUAGAACAAAACCUGGCAAUGUCACAUAUUUUGUGAGUCAGCAUGGUUCUUUGGCUUCUUUUAACAUCUUUGCUACCCUCUGUUUGCCAACAAAUGCUCACUGCCUACGAUAAGAAGGUGUAAAUGCACUGUGUCUGCUUUACAACAGUACAGCUGCACUUAAAAACAUUUGGUAGACACCAAGGCGAACCUAUCCAAAUUCCUACAUAUUGUCUUUGUUUAUUAUUCUCAUCAUUUUGGGAGAACAGCUGUACUUUCCCCAGUGACACUGAGCUACUUCUUUGAGAUUUUAAGUUAAUAGCUGAUAUCCCAAGAUGUCAUAGUUUAGAUAUUGAGAAAAUGACUGCAAAUCCCUGCGUAUCACUUGAAAACUCAAUUAAAAUGAGUUCAUGCAUGUUCACUGAGGGCUUCCACACUAAUAUAACAAUGUUUGACUGUAUAGAGAUGGACGAUAUACCUCCUUUUACAAUUAGUUGGAUAGAAGUGAAGCCAAGAUACCCUUGUAAAGCUAACAUUUUGUUGAAUUUGGAGUAUGAGUAGUUCCCCCUUCAUUUCUCCAAAACGACAUGACUGACAGCGCUGCAGGAGUUGUAUUUGCCAGCAGAGCUGUCAAUCAUGUCGUUGGACUUCCUCUUUAGCUUGAAAUAACUUUGUAAAACUAAACUUCUCAACAGUGAAUACUGGAAAAUAAACAAUCAUUAAAAGAACUAGCUAUAAUGAUAGAAACCAUGUCAGAGUAGAGUUUAUUUUUAGUUUAUUUUGAUUUUGAAGCUUGCCAAGCAUCCCAUCUGUUUGCAUGGAGGGGGUGGAGCUACAUUGCAGCCUGCCAAGUAGGGGAAGAAAUGAUUGGCUUCCUGUUUUGGGCAGUUGAAGUGUUGUCCAUCUUUUUAAAUAGUCUAUCUGAAUAGUCCAAUAAGAACUUCCAUAAUGAGAUGUCUUUUGUUGCUGUCGCCCCCUGCUGGCCGCUAGCAGGUUUAAGGCAUUAGCUCUGUAGCUACGUCCAUGUCGUAUAUGCAGUCUUUAAUCCUACCUGAGAAGACCUGGUGAGUCGUCCCUCCCUCAUCGCCCUCCUAAAGCUAAAACAUGAUGUAUAUUUUUCCGAGCGUCGUCAGUGUCAUUUUUUAUAGUGUUGUACACUCAAAAAUCUUUCUUUUUUUAUCCUGAAGUGACUAGCUUUGAGACUUUCACUGCUUUUGCUGUAGUUGGUGGUCAGUGCCUGUUUUUGUUUUUUAUUUUUCUCAUCCUCCUCCUCCUCCUCCCCGCAUGUCAAUAGAUUCAUAGUUCGUCUCUUUUCCAUUCAUUACGGUAAAAACAAACAAAAAAAGAAGAAGCUCGAGGAGGCCAGACGUUGGCUAGUGUCUGAUUAACAGUGACGACGACGGAUGGACCAAUAUAAACCAUUAUGCAAAUGUGAAUGAUCAAACAACCUUUUCUAGAGUUUUCCUUGCGCUGGAUGUCGAGUGUGUGUCGUGUAUAAAUAUGGUGCUUGGAAUCCUUUAUGUGUGUUUCAGAUGGGCAAUAAAAUUGCCAGUUUGUUGUUUUCUUUGGGAAGUGUGACACUUUUAAACUUUGACUGUUUCCUCAGUUAUGAAGAUUAACUGAACAGAGGAAAAUAAUCCAGUUACUCUGUAUAGACGCAUCGCUUUUUUCUUUAUUUUUUUAACACAGAUUGCUGUUAAUCAGUUUGUGUAUCUGUGAAAAUGUGACAAAUAAAAUACCGUAAAUUCUCACGUAGAGGGGCAGAACUUUUUAUUCACCUAAAGUAAAGAGAGAACCGGGACUUUAUUUCUUUUUUUAUCCUGUUAGUCAUAAAGAUGUCUGGCUGUUUUUAUGCUUUAAAUGACAAAUCAGGACUUCCUUCCUUCCUUUAACAUUUCUAGUUGAUGGUCUACAAUUCAAACUUCAUGUUUACUGUAUUGACUUUAUAUUAAAUACUUUGUUUUUUGCUAUUAGCAAACAAGAAAUCAAUUUAUUUCACCUGUUUUUUUUAACUGGAAGACAGUAAUACAUCUAUCAGGUAGAGAUGUUUGGAGGCCAAAUACAGAGAUAAAUGAAAAAAACAUCCUAAAACAUUUUGUAAAGAUUUCAUCUUUUUGUAAUUUAUCUUCCCUGGCUGCCAAGUCUUAAGCCAUGCACUGCACUCUGAUUAAACCCACCAAAAGAUGUUUAAAAUCUUAAAUGAUUUAGAAACGUUAGAGACCCAACUGGACAACAUAUAAUGACAGAUUAACAAAUUUUGUUUUCAUAGUGUGUAGUGUGCAAAAAGAUUACCAACACAGCACACUAUGACCAGAGUCUGCACUCUAAAAACUUUGGUUGUGAUUGGGGAAAUGAAAGAAAUAGGGGCAGGAUCUGUUAUUAAAGAGGUGGUAGUGGGUUUUAAAGGCUGGGCUGACAACCACUCUCAUAUAAGACAUGAUGUUUAAGCACUCGUGUUGUCACCACUGAUCAAGAAGUUGCUCCCCCACUUCUGCCGUCCAUCUACCUUUGCUUUAGUUCACUUUUAUGGCUGAGUUUGUUGUGCUUCCUCACUUAGUCGGCAUGCUUCCUGAUUGGUUAUUGUUCUGUUCCAUGUGACAGUCCAUUGAAAGCAUGCUCAGCUGUCUUCAGUGUUCCCACCACACAACAGGAUUUAUCAUACUAAAUACUGUGAAUCUUUAGUUUAAUUCUCUGGUAGUAUCCAAACAGGUAAAUUUGUGGUGCAUACAGGUGUUCAAAAGCUAUUUUGAUGUGAAAUCAGAGUGGCUCUAACGGUCUCAUCUGAAACUAAGAUAAAAAAAAAAAAAAUAGAUGCCAAAAUUAACACUGAUCAGAUCAUUUAAAUCAGGUUAAAAAUCAGCAUGAUUUUCUUGUGAGGCAUGCAGUGGUUUUUAUCAGUGGUGUAAUCUCAGCAUCCACCACCUGCUCUUUCAUGAGAAACUGCAACCAAAUAUGUGAUAUUUUCCAACCAAUCAGAUUUACUUAACAAAAAUUGCACCUUCAGACAGUACAGAGUGUAACAGAACAAAAAGAGAACAAAUCAAACAAGGUUAAAAGUGUCUUAUAGACUUCCUGACAUUUUCAAAUAGUUUUUUUUGUAUCUGAAACUAUGA
This is a messenger RNA of Cheilinus undulatus (humphead wrasse), 7192 nucleotides long. RefSeq names its product zinc finger, MYND-type containing 11 (gene zmynd11). NCBI's taxonomy places the organism in Eukaryota, Metazoa, Chordata, Actinopteri, Labriformes, Labridae. The record is from RefSeq and is a predicted model, not a curated record. Gene Ontology annotation, biological process: regulation of transcription elongation by RNA polymerase II. The coding region runs from base 180 to 2147 and encodes 655 amino acids. The transcript is spliced from 16 exons. Gene Ontology annotation, molecular function: transcription corepressor activity; DNA binding; protein binding.